Caenorhabditis bovis is the source of this 411-nucleotide messenger RNA. Lineage: Eukaryota; Metazoa; Nematoda; Chromadorea; Rhabditida; Rhabditidae. The record is from the annotation of a GenBank genome assembly.
AUGUUUCGAGUCGUGUGCUCUCGCGCAACAUCUGCUGCUCGUCUCCAUCUUGCCCGAUCCGUGAGCACCUCAACUCGACAGCAGCGAGUUUUCACGCCAAUUCUGGCGGUUGUUCAGAACAAGAACUCGCAAAUCAGACAAUACUCCGCAAAGGCGCCACUCACAAAGAAAACCUUGGAAGAGAGAAUCAUAUUGGUUUUGAGUGUCUACGACAAGAUCGACCCAAAGAAGUUGACAAUGGAUUCGGAUUUUGCCAAGGAUCUUGGAUUGGACUCGCUGGAUCACGUCGAGGUUGUUAUGGCAAUGGAAGAAGAGUUUGGAUUCGAGAUUCCUGACGGAGACGCGGAUCGCUUUAAGACACCACGCGACAUCUUCCAGUACAUUUGCGACAAAGAGGAUGUGUUUGAGUAA